CUGGGAGUUAGUGGGAGGGGGCAUGUUCUGAAAGUCCGGGCGAGUUGUGGUGGAAAUCCUCCCAAUUACGUUACAAAUUGAGGGCACUUGGCUGGCUUUCUUCGCACGGUGAGCUUCUUCCGGCCUGCGGCGAGGCCCUGCAUUGCGUGGUGGGUAAUUGAGUGGGGCCGAGCCACUUUAACAUGCUGUUAAAACGUUUAAAAACGCCAACAAUUCGGUGUAAUAGCGAGGCCCACCAAUCGCGAGGCUCGCUGGAGCAGGGAUGUUUUUAUCUCCACCCAGCAUCGAUCGAGUGCCCUUAUGGUGCUGUCAAUCUUCUAUCAAACGUCAUUUGUACUUCAUUAUUACAGAUGAAUAAUACAUAUUGUUGAAUCUCGGCCGUCCUACGGAGGCCCUCUGAGAUCCAAACAGGCCAACGUGGUAUAUACAACAAUUGUGCAUGUUGCUGGUACUCUGUUUGUGUGACGGCCUGAGGAUACUACAGACUUAAGGAGGCUUGUGUGUGCCCUCACAAACAGCGCUAGACUAGAGGAUGGAAGCCCAGACUAGCUCCUUAACUCCGUUUUCUAUCAAUGACAUCCUGACUCGGCGUGCUCCCGGCCGAGACGAGAAGCUUCCCGGCACCGUGGGGGAACAACUGAACAUCGGGGUUAGCCCGGCUCUGUCGCCGAGAACGGCGAGCCAGGCUAUCGCUGCUUCUCACGAACCCGUCACGAAAACUACUACAGCCGAGGUCGAGCUGGUUAACGUGCAGCGACUGUCACCGAUACAGGAGAAGGCAAGGGUCGGCCUGAACAUGCAACCCUCCCCGCCGGGACGAGCGACUAGUACGGAAACAGUACCGACUGACCCCGAGCCAGAAAAGGACAGUGGGGCCGAGGACUCUCACGAGGACGUUAAAACUGACGAGUCUGACAAGUCACAGCAACAGAAUAAACCCAGGAAGAAGCGCUCUCGUGCCGCCUUCUCUCACGCUCAAGUGUUCGAGUUGGAGCGCCGGUUCAGCCACCAACGUUACCUCUCGGGCCCGGAGCGGGCGGACCUUGCCGCGGCGCUCAAGCUCACGGAGACCCAGGUAAAAAUCUGGUUUCAGAACAGAAGGUACAAAACCAAACGUCGUCAGAUGGCUCAGGAACUGCUAACGCCACCGACUGCUAAGAAAGUUGCCGUGAAAGUACUUGUCAAGGAUAACCAAAGACAAUAUAGUCCCGAGGACCUGGUUAGACCGUCUAUGCUACCCACUAUGACCAGUCCCGUGUACUACUACCACCCGUACUAUGCCCUCCCCCACACAUGUACACAACCGUUCAACGUUUUCGCCCAUGGAAUGACGUGAUGGACAAAAAACAAACCAUACAGGACUGGUAAAUUUGUCGUAUUUAUAUGAUGUGCAUUUUUGAAGAAUGAUUUGUGGAGGUGGAGUUGUCGGACAUCGCCGAGGUCGUGCGGACCGAUGCACUAGGGGCUGGGCCAGCGUAAGUGUGCAUCCUCGGUCUCAAUAUUGUUCUGACCCGGUGAGAAAGUAGACAUGUGCCUUUAUUAGGUCUACCUAAGUGCAGGCAAAUAAAAGCAGGACUUGUUGACACGGUAAGGUUUCUAUGAUGGCCCUUAAUUUGCUUGCUUUAACACCAGAAAUUGCUCUUAUGCCACGUUACUGCCAAUAUUGUUUCGGACAACAUUUCUGUCGGUUCUGACACAAAAGAUAGAUGUGUAAGCGAUUGGGACUGUGGGGACACUGCUCUUAGAUGUCCAGCUAUUUCCUCUAGACUUAGUCGAUACUGUAGAUCAGUAUCGAAUGGCUUACCGAGACAUAUACAGUGUUUAUAGUGUGAUUUGUAGGAGAUUUGGACUCCUAAUUCCACGCCUGUCAUAGCAGGGCGAACGAGAUAGUGAUGUGCGGAAGCUGUUAGGAGAGCGGUCGCCACGGGACUCAUUACAUGCAUUAACAGAUCGGCUUAUCUCUCCUCAAACAUAAUCUCGCAUGUCCACCCCUUGUAUCAGAAUACUAGAGAUGGAAACAGGGAUUAAAGACAUCUUGACUUUCUAGUAAA
Branchiostoma floridae (Florida lancelet) is the source of this 2051-nucleotide messenger RNA. RefSeq names its product homeobox protein zampogna-like. The record is from RefSeq and is a predicted model, not a curated record. Gene Ontology annotation, cellular component: nucleus. NCBI's taxonomy places the organism in Eukaryota, Metazoa, Chordata, Leptocardii, Amphioxiformes, Branchiostomatidae. Gene Ontology annotation, biological process: regulation of transcription by RNA polymerase II; cell differentiation. Bases 533 to 1336 code for a protein of 267 amino acids. The transcript is spliced from 2 exons. Gene Ontology annotation, molecular function: DNA-binding transcription factor activity, RNA polymerase II-specific; RNA polymerase II cis-regulatory region sequence-specific DNA binding.